AUGCCUCGAGGCCGCAAUUGCAGUGCCUCACCUCCUCGUCAUCGUAGUCGUCGACGCAAGCAUUCAUCAUCUCGUCCUCACUCUCCUCGUCGUUCUGAGUCACGAAAGUCACGUCAAAAUUGGCGUCGAAACCGCGGUAAACAUCGCAAAAUGGGCAAGAAAAAGGACCAGAUUCCCGAUAAUUGGGUCGAUGUGGCUAAAAUGGGUACAAUUAUAGGUACAUCAAGAUUUGUGGCUCUUCGUGUUCCUCUGGACGAUAAAUAUUUGUCUCAACUUGAGACCAAAAAGGACGAAAUUUGGACCCCCACGGACUUUUUAACAUUUCAAAAAGACCAAAACCUUAAUAUUAAGAUGAUUAUCGACUUGACCAAUACUUUCAAAUAUUACAAUGGGAAGGAUGAAUUCAAAAAUUCAGAAGUGAAAUAUGUGAAACUUGCAAUCGAGGGGUUUCGAGGACCUCCCGAAGCGCAAGAUGUGGCGAAAUUUAUGAAAAUUGUUGAUGAAUUUAUUGCCAAAGAACCUGAAGGAACUAUUGCAGUGCAUUGUACUCAUGGACUUAAUCGAACAGGAUAUCUCGUUGUUACGUAUAUGGUAAAGCGGUUACAUUGCUCAGUGACGGAAGCCUUAGAAGCUUUCAAGAUAGCUCGGCCACCGGGACUGAUUAAGCACAUGUAUAUUGAAGAUUUGUACAAGCAAUUAGGAGAAAACGAAGAGGUACGACUACCGGUGCUUCCAAAAUGGGCAAGUGCGAAAUACAGCAGGAAAGCAGUGGGGAAGAAAAAGCGAGGGUAG
Molecule: messenger RNA, 792 nt
Organism: Peronospora belbahrii
Lineage: Eukaryota; Oomycota; Peronosporomycetes; Peronosporales; Peronosporaceae
Source: the annotation of a GenBank genome assembly